Rattus norvegicus (Norway rat) is the source of this 9240-nucleotide messenger RNA. It is a transcript of the gene Gnat2, whose product is annotated as G protein subunit alpha transducin 2. Gene Ontology annotation, molecular function: G-protein beta/gamma-subunit complex binding; guanyl nucleotide binding; GTPase activity. Lineage: Eukaryota; Metazoa; Chordata; Mammalia; Rodentia; Muridae. The record is from RefSeq and is a predicted model, not a curated record. Gene Ontology annotation, cellular component: synapse; photoreceptor inner segment; photoreceptor outer segment. Gene Ontology annotation, biological process: G protein-coupled receptor signaling pathway coupled to cGMP nucleotide second messenger; transducin-mediated opsin signaling pathway; adenylate cyclase-modulating G protein-coupled receptor signaling pathway.
CGUCUUUUGCCAGGACUAUCCCUUUGACCUCUUAAAACUAAGACUUUGUAACCUUCAGCUCUCCAAAGCAAGUGAGUCCACAGGCCAGAGGCCUUCAGAUGAGCUCAUCAGAGGGGAGGAGGUGGCUGCUUCCUCUCAGAACUCCAGAGCCCUCAUUCUUUCUGGCUAUGUCAGAACCCAGAUCAUUUCCCUCAUAAAACAAAACAAAACAAAACCAAACAAACAAAAAUGUUAGCCUUUGCCCUUUAUCUGACUGGCAAAGCUUUUAAUUGGCUUGCUCUGUCAUACUGCUAGACAUAAAGGGGACAAUCCCUGGAUUAAGAAGUAGUUCUCCAGCUGGGCUAGGGAGUCUGGAGCCAAGAUAGGAAGAAUUGAAGAGCCAGAGAAAACGUCCCUUCUCUGAGGGGACAGCAGAGAUGGGGAGUGGCAUCAGUGCUGAGGACAAAGAACUUGCCAAGAGGUCCAGGGAGCUGGAAAAGAAGCUGCAGGAGGAUGCUGACAAGGAAGCCAAGACUGUCAAGCUGCUGCUGCUUGGUGCGGGAGAGUCAGGGAAGAGCACGAUCGUCAAACAAAUGAAGAUCAUUCACCAGGAUGGCUACUCACCCGAAGAAUGCCUAGAAUUCAAAUCUGUCAUCUAUGGGAACGUGUUGCAGUCCAUCCUGGCUAUCAUCAGAGCCAUGUCCACACUAGGCAUUGACUAUGCUGAACCAAGCUGUGCGGAAGCGGGGAGACAGCUCAACAACCUGGCUGACUCCACCGAGGAGGGGACCAUGCCUUCCGAGCUGGUGGAGGUCAUCAGAAAGUUGUGGAAGGACGGUGGAGUUCAAGCCUGCUUUGACAGAGCCGCAGAGUUCCAGCUCAAUGACUCGGCAUCUUAUUACCUGAACCAGCUGGACCGGAUUACAGACCCUGACUACCUCCCUAAUGAGCAAGACGUGCUUCGAUCCAGAGUCAAGACAACAGGCAUCAUCGAGACCAAGUUUUCUGUAAAAGAUUUGAAUUUUAGAAUCGCAUGCAUGAGUCUCUACAUCUGUUCAACAGCAUCUGUAACCACAAGUUCUUUGCGGCUACUUCCAUUGUUCUCUUUCUCAACAAGAAGGACCUCUUUGAGGAAAAAAUUAAGAAAGUCCACCUCAGUAUCUGUUUCCCGGAGUAUGACGGCAACAAUUCCUAUGAGGAUGCCGGGAAUUACAUCAAGAGUCAGUUCCUUGACCUCAACAUGAGGAAAGAUGUCAAAGAGAUCUACAGCCACAUGACUUGUGCUACGGACACACAGAACGUCAAAUUUGUGUUUGAUGCAGUCACAGACAUUAUCAUCAAGGAAAACCUCAAGGACUGUGGGCUCUUUUAAUGCUCGGUUCCUCCGAUAUAUUAUUUUAUAAGCAAGCUUAGAAUCCGAGGCUUCAUGCAGAAAAUUAGUCAACACGUAUCAGAACAUGACAAAUGAGCCCAUCGAGUUGGUGACAGAGAAGACGUUCACAACUGUUAGUAGUGUGGCCAGCACACUUUAAAGACGGCAUGGCCAGUGAUCCUAAAGCCCAGGUUUGAGUACUGGCUUCUCUGUGAUGAAGGUAACUCCCUCGCUUACUUUACAGGGUCAUUGUGAAGAGCACAAACAUAACUGAAGGGAGGCACAGGAUGGCUGCUGUGGUUGGCCACAGAAAGCCGCCAUGACAGCUCCAAUUGAUGGGCUACCAUACUUGGGAUUAAUAAACUAUCUCAGAGCCUAACAGCAAGCGUUCCUUACAUUGAGCGAUAAAGUAUUAAAAAUUGCUCCUGCCCGUGUUUUUACUGGCAGAUGCAUAUGCCUCAGCUCAGAGACCUGCCUCACGGCCGGAAAGACGUGCACUCAUUUCUAAGGAACUCACUCAAAAAUGAUCAUCUUUAUUACAAAACAAUUCCCCCUCUCCUGCAUCCCGGGUUCCCAGUUUUCUUUUUCUAUGUAAAUAACGGCUUAGCUCUCAAGAGUGUCAGACUGAACUUGAGGACAUCAAUACACUCCCACUUAGGCCUUUAUGGCUGUCACUUCUGUAUCACAGAAUUUGAACAAGUGAGCAAUCUGACUUCUCAUUCCAACUGCUCCGUGUUCCACAGGAACAAAAACGGUUGCUGAGCUUGCUUGAGGCACUGGAAAUUUUUGCAGCUGGGUCCAUGUGAGGUUGGCUGCAAACAUCUUCCCAAACAAGCCAGGGAUAAAUUAUUCCUUUGAACUCCUCAGAGGCGGGAAAUGAAGCUUGCAUUUAUCUUGACAGGAGGUGGUGAAGCCAUGUAUAGAUUUAGCAUUUACAACCACUAGUGAGGAACGCACUUGGCAUCCAUGGUUUAGUAUAUAAAAGAAAGUGUCAAUUAAAAUGAAAGUCUGCUCCUUGCCAGAAACACCCAUUCACACGUAGCUGCUUCCAGCAAUAUUAAUAGUGGAGAGCCAGGCAGACUCAUGAGCUUGAAAUGCACCGAAGAACCGGACACUGCUGAAACACGCAUGCUUGCCCAUACUGUGAGUGUGCACACCCACACGUGUACACACACACACACACACACACACACACACACACGCAUCAACCUGCCAGAAUUACCACAAGAACUGCUCUAAAUAUGGCUACUAACAAUUUAAAAACAAAAAGAACUAAACACAAAAAUAAAUAAAUGAACCCCACCUGGGCAAAGCAUCUCUCAAGAGGGGACAUAAAGACUACGUUGAACGGCAUGGCCCAGCCACCAGCACUGCUCACUCUCACACAGCAUAUUGUGAUUCUGAGUUGUAAAUCAUGAACCCCUCUAGCAGGAUGAAGGCUAUGGAUCUCUUUUCAGAGUAAUAUUGGUUUUUCUGAUGAGAUGGGGUCUCACUGUAUUGUCAACACUGUUCUUGAAUUUGUGAGUUCAAGAGAUCCGCCCGCUCCAGUCGGGCAAACAGCCAGGACUACAGACAUGGACCAACACACCCAUCUCAGACUGUGUUUUUUAAAAGUGAUCCCUUCUUAUUUUACGAGUGUUUUGCCUGCAUGUACGUCUGUGCACCACUGCAUGCAGGUGCUUGCUGAGGUCAGAAGAGGGUAUCAGACCCCUGAAGUUAGAGUUACACAUGAUGUGAGCCACCAUGUGGGUGCUGGGAAUGGAACCCAGCUUCUCUGGAAGAGCAGCCUGUGUUUCUAAACCACGAAGCCCUCACCCUGAUCCUUCAGAGCCACAGAGGAAACAAGCAAAUGAAACAAUUGUAUUAUCUGUAGACUCUGGAGCUUAAGACACUGAGAAACAGCCAGGAGCGCUGUCACACAGCUUUAAUUCCAGAACUGUGCUCAGGAGGCAGAGGCAAGAGGAUCUCUGAGUUCUAAGCCACCCAGGGCAACAUAAUGAAACCUCAAAAGAACAGAAACCCGAGUACGAUCGUCCACUCAGGCCCCAAACAAGUUUGCCCCACAUGCUCCACACAGGAGAGCUUCCCUCUGCACUUAGUUGGACUGCUCGCUUUUGAUCUCUUUGGCCACUAACAUUCACACGAGACUUGUCUUUUAGUGUAAGAAUCAAUGCAACUCGACCAUAAAAUUCACCAGAACCAGAGCUGCAUCCUUGUCCUCUCCUGCUUUCCGACCGGCAUUUUAAUGUUUGGCCAGCUUGCAAAUUCACAUAAUUUGCCUUGCAUGCACAUCUCACAAAAUUACUUUCUAGGGAAACAUAGAACAGCAACUCCUUAAAGGACCGUGUCACCACUGUUUCUUUAAUUGGUGUUUGGAUGUGGAUGCCCACAUAGAAUGUUUUCAAGUUAAAGUGCCCCGCUGCAGAGCCUAACACCUUGGGCCCUGGUCACCCUCACAUCUGUACCUUAGAACAAAGUCAGAAUGACUUUCUGAAACUCAGCCUGGACUCCUCUCCAAGGAGAGAGGGAAACAUAGUUACUGUUGCUUUAUCCCUUACUGCAGCUUAACCUGGCAGGCUGAGAAUGUCCCUCCACUCCACUGCAGAGCCACAAAGUCAAUUUGUACUUCUGCAUGAACAGCCUGCUUUGGCUUUUUACCUGCCUGCCUGCCCGCCCACCCGCCACCCGCCCGCCCACCCGCCACCCGCUUGCUAUUAAAAACCCACCUGUCUCUGCCUCCCUAUUGCUGGGCUUAAAGGCAUGCACAACCAUACCAGGCUAAAUGGCCUAUUUUUAUCUCAGGCAUUUUGAUUAUGUACACAGAAAGCUUGUAUAGAAAACGAAAAGGCUUAAAACCAAAUCUACACCAUAAAUUGUUAUCUUUUGUUUCUUCUGCCUUAUUAGAAAUUACUACUAAAUGAAAUAUUCUUUAUAAGCUGACAGAAAUUCUUUUCACUAAUAAGAACAGAUACCAAGCCUAUUUUCUUCUACUGUGAACUUACUUAGGGGCUGGAGAGAUGGCUCAGCGGUUAAGAGCACUGACUGCUCUUCCAGAGGUCCUGAUUUCAAUUCCCAGCAACCACGUGGUGGCUCACAGCCAUCUGUAAUGGGAUCUGAUGCCCUCUUCUGGUGUGUCUGAAGACAGCUACAAUGUACUUAUAUAUAACAAAUAAAUCAAUCUAAAAAAAAAAAUCUGAAUUCAAAAGGAACCCGACUAAGAUGAGUAGGUUCCCUAACAGAAUUAACAGUUGUAAAAGUAUAAGCAAAUUUGGCUGGUUGACAGCAUGACCUUAGGGUGCUCUUAGAUGGCAGUGAAAGACUGGUAUGCAUUUCCCUGCCACAGCAUGAUUAAAGGACGCUGGUGACAACCUGAAUAGACUGCUAAGUUUCACAGAAAUCUGAUAGUUGCUUUUUUUAAAAUACUAUGAUAACAUGACAGAACAAAUGCUGUAUAGAUCCACUUAUCUGAACUAUGUAAAACUAGAAGGAAGAGGGAGCUGAAGUGACUGUUUGGUAGUUAGAGCUUCCAAUUAAGAGAGGAAGUUGGGGCUGGGGAUUUAGCUCAAUGGUAGAGCGCUUACCUAGGAAGCGCAAGGCCCUGGGUUCGGUCCCCAGCUCCGAAAAAAAAGAACCAAAAAAAAAAAGAGAGAGAGGAAGUCAAUUUUGGAGAUGGAUGUGCAAAGGUGGAAUGGACUUAAUGCUCUUCAACUGGACACUUAACUAUAAAACUUGGGGCCUCUUGUUAUGUGUUUUUCCUGCAAUAAAGAUAAUGGAAAAUAAUUAGAACUAUGCUGGUACACUUGGAGGGUAAAGGGAUGACGCAUGACAGCAGUGCCAGCCAUCAGUCUUGAGAGCAAUAUAAGAGACUCACAUACUUUAACUGUCCCUACUUAGACCAUAACACACCACUCAAUCAGUAUCCCUGUCACUCUCAAGGUGCCACAACGGCACUCUAGCCUCUCUCUCUACUUGAAGAUAUGCCACAGACCAGAAUGCUGGCAGCGCUGGGAGAAGGGAGCCAAUCAUGAAGGACACUGAUCUCCCACUGUCCUCUCUGCCCAGCACAGCCCCCAGCACAGAUUCUAGCAGGACUUUCCAGCUGGCCAGGGACUUCAGGUGCCAGGGCCUCUGGUGGUGUGGCCUGGUGACAACAUGACGUUUCUGUGAGGUAAGAUAGGCAUACUGAGCUAGAGGAAGGGAACAUACCAGCAAGAAUGGAAAAUAAAGAUGGCUGAAAUAUAAAACAAAGACCUUUACCCUGCUUCACAGGGUAAACAAAUUCUCACGAUGGAUAUGGGGGAGUGAGGCUAUGCACCAGCUACUAAGUCUGUGUGUUGUAUGACAUGUUGUUGUUUCUUGUAGUGUAGUCAAAUUCUGACUAUCAUAAAGCACAUUCUAUCUCCACAUGUUCUAUCUGGCCAGAACUCUAGAAUAUCGCACUUAGAACAAUUUAGUGUAACCUAUCUUUGAACAACACAAGAGCAGUGUAAGCCAGAAAGUGACCUGCUCAGAAAGUUCAUGGCUUAGGGAGAAGCCAAGGAAAGAACGGAACUCAGCACUGCUCCAGGUGAUUCUGUUUCCUAAGGUUUCUAAGAGCUAUCAGGACUGUUGUCUGACACGAACAAAGAUAAGAAGAAAGAAAAAGUAAUUUCUUGCGUAUCCAUUCACCUUUGGGAAAUCUCAACAGUGAAAAUGUCCGAGUAGUCCCACAGAGGUGGGCCUGGGGGUAGGUAAGUUACCUAAGCCAGAACACGGGUCAAUUUGGCCAAUGCUAAUACGCUGCACUAGUGUACCAGGAAAAUCACUUCUGCUACCCUAUGACCUGCAAGUGCAUACUCCCCCCAUUGUUACAUAAAGUCACUGGUCACAAGACGGUCAAACCUGUCACUGAAUAUAUAUAAAUGCUAUAUACAAAUGAAGUAGAUAGAAACUACUGUUUGGGUGUCCAAGUCUUUUUGAAAUUUUGAAGAGAACGAAGUACUCUGCACCUAAGAUGUGGAAACGUACUUUGACCCAACCGUCCUUGCAUCAGUUGUUUGUAUGAAAGGCACUUUGCAGACACGUGUAAAAUAAUUUUUUAACAAGGGACAUUUUUAUUUUUUACGUAUGACUGUCCUACCUACAUCUAUGUACAUGUAUCACUUUUAUCUGGCGUCUUCAGGGGGUGUCAGGGUCCCAGGAACUAGAGGUUUGGACGGCUGUGAGCUGUCAUGUGGGUAUUGGGAACUGAAGCCAGGUCCUUGGGAAGAGCAGAUGCUCUUAACUCUUGAGCCAUCUCCCGGGCACCCAGAAGUGUUUCUAAAUUACUGAUAAGAAUAAAAACUAGGGGUUGGGGAUUUAGCUCGGUGGUAGAGCACUUGCCUAGCAAGCGCAAGGCCCUGGGUUCGGUCCUCAGCUCUGAAAAAAAGGAAAAAAAAAAAAAAAGAAUAAAAACUAAGUCACUCACUUGUGACUUUGAGAUUAUGCCUAUUCUUUAAUGAAUAAAUGUAUUCUUAAUAUCAGAGUCUCUUCUGUUGCCCUCAACUACUGGCACAAUUGCUUAAGCAAUUCAGUAAAAAGCACAUUUCUCUAGGAUGCCUUUGAGUUUUAAUUUAGUUCAGUUUAGCAGGAGAAUCUAUGUAAGUUAGCCAUGUACCUGGGGUGUGACCUCUUACUCCUGAGAAGAUCUAAAGUGUCAGGCCUAGACAUGGAAUUAAAGGAAAAAAAAUUGUACUACCUCCCCUGGCUCAUUCUAAAGUAUGUUGUCCUCCACAAAAAGGGGGUGGGUAUAUUUAAAUGAAGACCUUGGCCAUUCUGGAAAUCAGUUUCCUAGCAUCUAGAAAAUCUUUAUUUUCGUUUCCUAAUAAUCCACAUAAAAACCAAGCUUCCACAGCAAGCUGGUAGACAAUCUGUAUUUUCUCUUGUGCAUAUCGGGAACAAUAUAAUAAUGUAUGAGGUCACAGAGUCACAUGGAGAGCUGUGUCCCCAUGUCAGGUCUCUGGUUUGUACUGUAGAAGAACACAGUAGUUACCUGGUAAUAGAGGCAGAAGAAAAUAACAUUUUCCUUCAAGUCAGUAAAACAUAAGAAAUGUAAGAGUCCAGGUGCUGACACUCACCAACCCAAGUGCUGGUGUAGACUAGAUGACCCUGAUCAACGACCUUACCAUCUGGAAGAGGGCAGGAAGGUUUUAACCAGAACGAGACUUUCCAUGUGCCUUCAAUCCACUGAGGAAUCCUGCAACAAGUGCUGAACGAGUGGACAGAGAUCCAAAUGUCAGGCUAAAGAGCUGCCUAAAACCACAAGUAUAAACAACGACGGGGCCGGGGAAGGCAUGUGCUGAGUGGAUGAAUUAGAAGCCAGCAGGUAUUUUUGGCUAAAGAGCCUAAAAAUAUAUGUACAAUGAUAUAUGUGAGAAUUUAGAUGUCUUAAAAUUGGUCUACUUACUGUAUGACUUCAGCACCUUGUAUAGUAACAACCCAUUGGUUAAAUGAUACCGUGAGCUACAGCUGUACAAUGUAGAAUUUAAACUAUCCAAGAUGGAAAAUAUUGUGUCAAGAUCCACUGACAAACCACUAUAUUAGUUUCUGGAAUUUCAUGGCAGAGGCUUGUAGGACAAGCCUGAAUUGAUAAGUAAAGGGAGAGUCCAUUAGGAGAAUACCUACCCAUCCAUGCUUUCACUCACGAGAAAAGGUGGCUGUCAACAACAAAGACUAUUGUUGCCAUUCUCCCAACUAAGGUCUACUUACUGUCUUUUAUUAAUGAAAUGUUAAAUGUUCUUAGUUGACAUCCAGGAUGGUCCAAAGGUCUGGCCACCUCGAUGUAAACACUACCCACCAUGAAACAUGAGCAUUUUCCAGAGAAAACACCUAACUUGGCUUCUUUAACUCUAAGGAUCAACCUUUCUUUCCUCCAGGCUACUAGGAUGCUUCACUCCCACAUUCUGAUUCUGCCUAGGAAAUGUUCUUCAAAGUCCACUUUAGUGAGGAGAAAGUCUAGAUCUUACAGGUUAAAAGCCCACCGUGAGUCAAGAGACAAUCUUCAGACAGCUUUGGCGCAUUUUCCCUUGGGUCGUAUUUGAAAACUCCAAUGACCUCCCUCUGUUCUAAAGGAAGGAACCUGGGUGGUAAAGUCAGAACGAGCUCAUGUAAACACAAGGCAAAUCCAAGUGGUGUGUAGAGGCGAAGAAGUGAAGGACUUCUAUUUUUAAUUAACAGAAAGGUUUAAAAAAUAGACAUUCAAAUGAAAAUACAAAAUGCAUUCUGAAGUAAAAUUAAAUUUGGAUGAUCUAUUAUUUUAGAUUAUCAACACCAUUUUAUUAAACCCAAAGUAUAGAAAAAUUAUGAAAACAUAUUCCACUAGUUCGCAUUCCCAGAUGUUCUUAUAUUACAGAAUACAACAAAGGAACAAUAAAUUGAGAGUAAGACUUAUUAACCCCUACACUGUGGGAAUUGAGUCAAUCGCUGAUUGAAAUCAAUACUUUUCUUUCAAGUGAUACUUUCUUAGCCCUAUGGAAAUAUUUGUAAGAUAACAGUUAUACUGUCUGCAUAAUAAUGAUUUCGCAAAGACACGUAAGAAUUAAAAAUGGUAAAAGCUGCCAAUGAAGGCACUGAUCACCGUGGCUUGCUUCCCAAAGCAGUUCUGACCACCAACCUUCUUUCAAAUGAGUAGGAGGUAACAUCAAAAGAUGAACGGAUCCAAUCCACAAAGACUGGACCUCAAAAGGCACUGAUCAAACUACUGAUCUGAAAUGCUCAAAAUGCAUCCUCUGUUUGCCGUCCCUCAGUGGUCCACUCAGUGUUUAAUGACAUUUGAUACAGUCUGUACAAGAGGACUGAAGCUCUCAGCGCAAGCAAACUGUACACAUCGGACACUUGUAUGACUUGCACAGACUGGACAUAAAGCCCCCAGC